Fusarium odoratissimum NRRL 54006 is the source of this 1546-nucleotide messenger RNA. RefSeq lists its product as uncharacterized. Lineage: Eukaryota; Fungi; Ascomycota; Sordariomycetes; Hypocreales; Nectriaceae. The transcript has 2 exons. Gene Ontology annotation, cellular component: MIS12/MIND type complex; kinetochore. The record is from RefSeq and is a predicted model, not a curated record. Gene Ontology annotation, biological process: mitotic sister chromatid segregation. The coding region runs from base 111 to 779 and encodes 222 amino acids.
CGCGGGGCAGGCACUCACCGUCAAGCACCUUGAUAGCACAGCCUUUCCUCUACUACCCCCUCUCUUCCAACUAUUCUUUACUUCUUCUUCUCCUCUGGAGAGUAAUAGUCAUGGACUCUGAAUCUGUCGUCGCCCAAGUCCAGCGCAAGAUCGAGCUGCAAUCCCCCGACGAUCUCUCAUAUCUCAUAGCCAAUGUCCGUCGCGCGGCUGCAGAACGCCUCAACGAAGCAUUUCCCGUGGUAGAGGGCAACGAUGGGGAGGAUGAAUUGCGAAAUCAGAUAGAAAAGCUCGUCAACGAGUACAUCGACAAAACAUUCUCCUUCGCCUCUCCAAAUCUCUCGAUAAACGGCCUCCCCGUAUCUCCAGACUCUUUCCUCUCCGAAUCAAACGUCGAGCCCGAUACCGUUUACGAACCUUUCGAUACACGCAAGCGCCGGCGCGUGGCAGAUUUAAUCACACAAGAAGAAAAGCUUCUCGAGGACGUUGCGGCGUUGAAACGCUCGGUACCCGCUACAACGGCCGAGGCGCAAGCAGAGCAAUUACGCGAUAGUUUAAAGCGCGACGACGAUAUGCUCGAAGCGCGAAAACAGCAGAUUAUAGCAGAGGCCGCUGAAGUGGAUUUGGAUGUCCAACCACUGGAGAGACAAGAUGGCGUGGAGAAAGGAUUUCGAAGAGCUGUCGAGGGUCUGGGAAGAUUGAAGCGCGAUAUGCCUGCCGUGGUGGCCAAGAUGCAGAGAGCGCGCGUGGCGGGCGAGUAUGUCGUUACGCAGGGACGAUAAAAGACAUCCCUUGUCUUGAUUGCAUAUAUACCCAGGGCGGCGAUCAGUGUAUUACGAACAGGGAGUUGGGGCGCAUUGGAUUGAAUUGGAUUAAUCGGCAAUGUCACUUCACAUUUUACAACACAAAUCUCGAGACCGCGUCUAUUGUUGAGAAUUAUUGCAGCCAUAGUCAGGAACCUCAGUCAGCCAGCAUCUAACAUAAGUCUAGGCACACACGAAAUAAAACGUCCACAUGAGCAUGUUUAUACACCGAGCAGAACAAGAAGGGGGUUGGAAGUCUUUUUUUGUGCUCCCUACAAACGUCACGCUCCGCCAUACUCUCCUCCAACGUGUUUUUACCAUAUAUAUAUAUAUAUAUAUCUUCGCUCAGAUAACCUCUCAAACCCCAUUUGUUGAAAAAAAGCAUGGUAAACGAGAGAAAAUAUGUGGUCUAUAUUAAGACGUCGCAAACCCGCCCGUCUAUCUUUCUUCCAUGUUCUUCACCUUUAGUACAUGUACUCUUCUUUAAGCGGCAGCAGGGGCGGGAGCAGGGGCAGUCUGGGUAGCAUCAGCACCCUCGGCAGCGGGAGCAGCCUCAGGAGCCUUUGCGGGCUCCUCAAUCUCAGAGCCCUUGUUCUCGAUGACGUUGGCAUCCUGCUUUCUCUCCCACCAAGCGGGACGAGCCCACUCAGGGUCGUGCCAAGGACCAGCAUCGCUGUUCUCACAGCCAGCUUCGCACACACACUCGCCACCGAAUUGCUUGGGGAGGUUCUCGGCGGGGAUCUGCU